Durusdinium trenchii is the source of this 2335-nucleotide messenger RNA. Lineage: Eukaryota; Dinophyceae; Suessiales; Symbiodiniaceae. The record is from the annotation of a GenBank genome assembly.
GGCAGGUUUUUCAGGGCCCGCAAGAAUGCCAUGCGACACCUUCUUCCGGCUGUGGCAUGUCCUUCUUGGUCUAUAUCUUUUGGAGGCUGAAGGCCAUUUUGCCAAUGAGUUGGAGGCAGGCUUGCGAUUGGAGGAGGAUAGUUGCUCCAACUCGGCAUGCUGGCUGCAGCGCAGAGCCAAACGCCAGAGCGAGAAUAGCAGAGAGGAGCACGCCAUCGAAACAAAUAGCUCCAACAUCGCAAAGGUGAAUACUAACGCCAGUAGUGAAUUCUAUUGCGAUUCUCAUACUGGUGGAAGUUGCAGAUUCUGGUCCUGUUCAUCUACCCGUGGGCCAACCAUGUGCAAGUCUUCACAGUGCCGCUGCAAACCGGGAUUUUGCGCGGUGAAUGGUAUUUGCAUGGAGCGCACAGCUCAUGUCACCGACACCUGCAACCGGCGCACUGGGGGCAGCUGCCGCUUUUUGGGCUGCUCCUCAUGGCGAGGAGCUGUUGACUGCAUCGAUGGGGCAUGUGUGUGCCAAGCAGGCUAUUGUAGUGCUGAUGAUGGCAGUUGCCACAAGCCCAAGCCUCGGAUCAAAGCCAAGGUGGUCCCUGUGAAUUUGCAGUCCCAGGUGUUCCCUGCCGCGCAGGUGAACCUUCGUACGGGAGUGUGCUUCAGCGGGGGUGGCUCUCGCGCUUUGACGGUCACGAUGGGUGUUUUGAGGGCCUUGGAAAGCUUGAAGCUCAUUCCACACAUUGACGCGAUCUCGAGCGUGUCUGGUGGAACUUGGGCCUCGUCCAUCUACAUGUUCGCCAAAGAUGUCAGUAUCAAGGAUUUACUUGGCGAAGAUACAACUCCGAAUGAAUUGACCAUGGAGAAGUUGUUUCGAAAGCCUGCAAGACUUGGCGAUGUUGCGACCACCAGCAUCACAUCACUUUUGUUGAGCAAGGUCAUGACGUUGAAUGGAGGAAGCAAUCCGCAUGACCUGUGGAUCGAAAGCUAUGCGAAAACCGUCUUGGAGCCCUUCGGAUUGGCCAACAGGAGUCAAUUCAUGGCAGCGAAUGAAGAAAGUCUUCGAAGCAUUCUGCAACGAAAUCCAAGCCUUCAGCGAGAACAAUUUCAAGUUCCGAACCCUUUGCGUCCUAAGACGUUCAUCAUGGGUGGUACUUUGCUGGCCCCAGUCGGCCUGGUUGCAACUGAAACCAGCGCUGUGUCACUGCAAAUGUCGCCAGACUUCACGGGCUCGCCAUUCUAUCCGAAGGAUAGCCUUGUGCAUUACAAGGGGGGCCAGUCUGACAGAGAAUUUCUGGUUGGCGGCGGCUUUGUUGAAAGCUUUGCCUUCGGCGGUUCAUCGCCUUUGUCGGCCCAGGGGCAAAUGGGAGGAGAUGCAGUUGAGAUGGAGGCGCCUCCAACAUCCUUCAGCCUUGCCGAUGCGAUUGGCAUCAGCAGCGCUGCAUUUGCGUCGGUGCUGGUGAGUGCUGACUGGCUCACGAGUGCAGCCUCCUUUUUCAUUGGGCAUCAGGCGGAAGAGUAUUUGCCUGUGAAGGACGUGUGGCCAGUGACUUCUGAAAGGUUCAGUGCCUGGAGGUCUGCGCUGAAGUAUCAACUUGGGGAUGGUGCCGAAGUUGACAACACUGGCAUGAUGCCUCUUCUUCAGAGGAAAGUGUCAAAGAUUCUUGUGGUCGACAGCACCAACGUGGAAUUGUCAGAGGACAUCGACUUUUGUACAGCCAACGUCCUCGGCCUCUCUCUCAAAGGAAAGGUGUCCAAUGAUUUGCUUGAUAAGUUUGGAUAUGCGGCUGAAAAUCCGGGCGAAUACCUCAUCUACAACCAGGUGUUUCAUGCAGAUGAGCUGCAGCCGUUGCUUUGUGAGUUUCAGAAGAAACGGAUGGCGGGCGACGCCAUGGUGGUCCAGCGAGACUUGGAGGUGCUUGCCAACAGCAAGUGGGGUAUUGAAGGCAACUGGAGAGUGUCUGUGGUCUUUGCCUACUUGAGCAGCCCACGGCGCUUUACCGUAAACCUUCCGCCCGAGACUCUACAGGAGGUCGAGAAGGGCAGUUCGGGUAAAUUUGCCAACUGGCCGCAUUUUAAAACGUCAUCCCAGAACGGGCCCACUAAGUUCACAUCCUACACACGUGAACAGGUCAACCUUCUUGCUGCACUCGGAGAGUAUAUGGUUCGUUCAAACACUGAUUUGUUUAUGCGGUUCUUUCUUUGAGAUGCCAAAAGUGCAUUCAAAAAGUGCUGCAGUGUGCUUUGCAGUGUACUUUGCAAAGUGAAAGUUUGAAAGAGCUUGGUGCAACAUACACUGAGUGUCCGCAGCUUGACUCACGCCAAACUCCAACUGAUUGCAACA